AUGAAAGGCGCUAAGUGUGAUUUAAAGGAAUCUGAUAUUUAUCGACCAAUAAAAGCGGACGAAUCUGAAAAACUGACCGAUCAUCUCGAGAAGUACUGGAGUCACGAACUGGACAAACUGAAGAACCUGGAAUACACUGAGAAUAAAGACGGGCAGAAGGUGCCACUGAAGGAAAACGCUCGUCCGAAAUUAUACAAGGCGAUCUUCAACGCUUUUUGGUUGCCAUAUUUUAUAAUCGGAAUCUGGUUAUUUAUUCAAUGCAGCGUGGUACGCGUUGCGGUACCGAUCUUUCAGGAUUGGAUUAUCGACUACUUCUCUAGAAACCAGAUCGCGAAGUACAAGACAGAAAGGAACGAAGUGCUAUUCUACAUCAGCUCCAUGGUCAUUUGCAAUAUCAUAUCCGCUCUAAUAAUGCACCAUACGUUACUGCUGUCGCAACAGAUCGGCAUGAGGAUACGCGUCUCCUGCAGUUCCCUCCUCUACCGAAAGUUAUUACGUUUGAACAGAGCGUCCAUAGACCAAACCGGUACUGGACAGAUCACGAAUCUUCUCAGCAAUGAUGUCAGUCGCUUUGAUGAGUUAAUGACAUACCUGAAUUACAUAUGGAUCAUGCCUAUUCAGAUCAUGAUCAUAGGAACUAUUAUGUGGCAAAAGAUUGGUAUUUCGGUUUUUGCCGGCAUCGGAACGCUGUUGAUCAUCACCCUAGUGGCACAAGGGACCUUCAACUUGUUGAUCCCCAAAAUCAGAGCUAUGAUCGCGACACUGACCGACCGAAGAUUGCAGCUGAUGAGUGAACUCGUAGCCGGGAUACAGGUGGUAAAGAUGUACGUUUGGGAGAAACCAUUCAGCAAGAUCGUGUCGAUGACCAGAGAGCUGGAAAUCAAAGAAAUCAAAUUCUCGUCGUACGUGCUUGACGCAUAUUUGGUCAUACCAAUCUUCAUCGAUCGACUGGCCCAUUACUCCACUUUGAUAAUGUUCGUCCUAAGUGGAAAUGACUUGACUGCCGAUGUUACCUUCGUAACAUUCACGUACUUUAGUAUUCUUCAUAUUACCAUCGGGGUGUGCAUUCCGCUGGCGCUAAUAAAGCUGGGCGACUCAAUAGUGUCUACAAAUCGAUUGGAGGACUUUCUGCUGAUGGACGAAGUGAACAUGAAACGUUUAGAGAAGACGCCGCAGUUACAGGAUAAAUCUCAGAAAUCAAACGAAGCGACUAAUGUAGAGAAUCACACAGACAGGUCCAUCUCAAAAAAUGGGACUAUCGCGCUUUCGGAACUUCAGGAAACUUCUGACCUUCCGGUCUGCGUGAAGCUUCAGCAAGUUUCCGCCAAUUGGAUAAACGGCCAAUUGCCGCCGACUUUGUGCAAUAUCAACUUGACCAUCAAUCCGGGCCAGUUAUGCGCCGUGGUUGGCGCCGUGGGCUCCGGCAAAUCGUCUCUGUUACAUCUGCUGCUGAAGGAGUUGGAUCCCGGCGCGGGUUCAGUGCUUCUCACCCAGGGCUCUUCGAAGAACAGUUUUCUGCGCAUCUCCUACACCAGCCAGGAACCCUGGCUCUUCAGCGGUACUGUGAGAGACAACAUACUCUUUGGUCAACCCUACGACAAGGCCAGAUAUAUUCAAGUGGCAAAUGUGUGCGCCUUGACAAAGGAUUUCCGGCAGUUUCCACAAGGAGACAUGACGAUGAUCGGCGAAAGAGGUAUAACUCUGUCCGGAGGCCAAAGAGCGCGAGUCAAUCUUGCGAGGGCGGUUUAUAGGCAGGCGGAUCUCUAUCUGUUCGACGAUCCCUUAAGCGCGGUGGACUCUCGUGUCGCCAGGCACCUCUACAGGAAGUGCAUCACCGAGUAUCUCCACGGCAAGACAAGGAUACUCGUCACCCAUCAGUUGCAAUUUCUCAAACGCGCGGAUCACAUCGUCGUGUUGAAUCGA
This is a messenger RNA of Temnothorax curvispinosus, 1923 nucleotides long. RefSeq names its product multidrug resistance-associated protein 4-like. Gene Ontology annotation, molecular function: ATP binding; ATP hydrolysis activity; ABC-type transporter activity. The annotation marks the transcript as partial. The transcript has 8 exons. The record is from RefSeq and is a predicted model, not a curated record. NCBI's taxonomy places the organism in Eukaryota, Metazoa, Arthropoda, Insecta, Hymenoptera, Formicidae. Gene Ontology annotation, biological process: transmembrane transport. Gene Ontology annotation, cellular component: membrane.